ACAGCCGUCCGCCAUCACUGCCUACAAGCUAACAUUAGCCAAAAACCAGUGAGGAGAACGACUAACAACACAACAGACACGCAGAGCGACCUAAUUCCCACAGGGGAGGUCACCGAGUUUCUCUGUCGCUUUCCUAGCGCUGAAAGCAAAUUUAGCAGCUGCCUUUCAUGUAGUCUUUAAGUCAGCUUAGAAACGGUAGUCGUUGCAACUAAUCAUGUCCAACCUCAAAGGCGGCACCAAGAAGGACACCAAGAUGAGGAUACGAGCCUUUCCCAUGACAAUGGAUGAGAAAUAUGUGAACAACAUCUGGGACCUUCUAAAAAAUGCCAUCCAGGAGAUUCAGAGGAAAAACAACAGUGGACUGAGCUUUGAGGAGCUGUACAGGAACGCCUACACCAUGGUUCUCCACAAACAUGGGGAGAAGCUGUACACAGGCCUGAGGGAGGUUGUCACUGAGCACCUCAUCAACAAAGUACGGGAAGAUGUCCUAAACUCCUUAAAUAAUAAUUUUCUGCAAACACUGAAUCAGGCCUGGAAUGACCACCAGACUGCCAUGGUUAUGAUCAGAGACAUCCUCAUGUACAUGGACAGGGUCUACGUUCAGCAAAACAAUGUGGAGAAUGUGUACAACCUUGGCCUCAUCAUAUUCAGGGACCAGGUGGUUCGCUAUGGCUGCAUUCGGGACCACCUACGGCAGACAUUACUGGACAUGAUUGCACGGGAGAGAAAGGGAGAGGUUGUAGAUAGGGGGGCCAUCAGAAACGCCUGCCAGAUGCUGAUGAUUCUUGGCCUGGACAGCAGGUCUGUAUAUGAGGAGGACUUUGAGGGUCCUUUCUUAGACAUGUCAGCUGAAUUUUUCCAGAUGGAAAGCCAAAAGUUCUUAGCAGAAAACAGUGCCAGUGUCUACAUAAAGAAGGUAGAGGCCAGAAUCAAUGAAGAGAUCGAGCGAGUUAUGCAUUGCCUUGACAAGUCCACAGAGGAACCCAUUGUCAAGGUAGUGGAAAGGGAACUAAUUUCAAAACACAUGAAAACCAUUGUGGAGAUGGAGAACUCCGGCCUGGUCCAUAUGCUUAAGAACGGCAAGACGGAAGAUCUGGCAUGCAUGUACAAACUGUUCAGUCGUGUGCCAAAUGGCCUGAAAACAAUGUGCGAGUGCAUGAGCUCUUAUUUGAGGGAGCAAGGCAAGGCUUUGGUGUCAGAAGAGGGAGAGGGCAAGAACCCUGUUGACUAUAUUCAGGGUUUGCUAGACCUGAAAACACGAUUUGAUCGUUUCCUCCUCGAGGCCUUCAACAAUGACAGACUCUUCAAGCAAACUAUAGCUGGAGACUUUGAGUAUUUCCUGAACCUCAACUCCCGCUCUCCAGAGUACCUGUCACUCUUUAUUGAUGAUAAGCUGAAGAAGGGAGUUAAAGGGUUGACAGAACAGGAGGUGGAGUCAAUUCUUGACAAGGCCAUGGUGUUGUUCAGGUUUAUGCAGGAGAAGGACGUGUUUGAAAGGUACUACAAGCAGCAUUUGGGUCGUCGGCUGCUCAGCAACAAGAGUGUCUCAGACGAUUCAGAAAAGAACAUGAUCUCUAAGCUCAAGACAGAGUGCGGCUGUCAGUUCACCUCAAAACUGGAAGGGAUGUUCAGAGACAUGAGCAUCUCCAACACUACCAUGGAUGAGUUCAGGCAACACAUACAAACCACAUCAGCAUCUUUAAGUGGUGUGGACCUCACAGUAAGAGUCCUAACUACUGGCUACUGGCCCACGCAGUCUGCAACGCCCAAAUGCACCAUCCCCCCAGCCCCCAGACACGCCUUUGAAGUUUUCAGACGAUUUUACCUAGCUAAGCACAGUGGUAGACAGCUCACAUUGCAGCAUCACAUGGGAGGUGCUGACCUAAACGCAACUUUCUACGGAGCUGUUAAAAAGGAGGAUGGUUCAGAGUUGGGUAUGGGAGGUGCCCAGGUGACAGGGUCUAACACCCGGAAGCACAUACUACAGGUCUCCACCUUCCAGAUGACCAUCCUCAUGCUCUUCAACAACAGAGAAAAGUGCACUUUUGAGGAGAUUCAGCAGGAGACUGAUAUUCCAGAGCGAGAGUUGGUGCGAGCAUUACAGUCUUUGGCGUGCGGGAAACCGACACAGCGAAUUCUCACCAAGGAGCCCAAGUCCAAGGAGAUAGAAAAUGGACACGUGUUUACAGUCAAUGAUCAGUUUACCUCCAGACUGCACAGAGUCAAAAUUCAGACAGUUGCUGCUAAACAAGGUGAAUCAGACCCUGAACGGAAAGAGACUCGGCAGAAAGUGGACGAUGACAGGAAGCACGAGAUUGAGGCGGCCAUUGUCCGAAUCAUGAAGUCAAGAAAGAAGAUGCAGCACAAUGUCCUGGUGGCAGAGGUGACCCAGCAGCUGCGGGCACGUUUUCUUCCAAGCCCUGUGGUAAUCAAAAAGCGGAUAGAAGGACUUAUAGAAAGAGAAUAUUUGGCGAGGACACCGGAGGAUCGUAAAGUGUACACAUACGUUGCAUAGAAGAUGAACAGUGAAAGAGAUGACAGGAUGGCAGCGUUGUUUUUCUUUGGACUGUUGUUACGCAUGGACUGGAAGUUUCUUUUAAAGACAAACACUGGGAACUCGAUUCAUCACCCCUUCCAAAAAUUCAGUAAAUGCAUUAAUGGGGAGUAAAAUCUUCCUGCAGAAAAAAAUCUGUCAAAUCUUCUAGAUGAUUUUUUUUUUUUUUUUUUUUUUUUUUUUUUUAAAUCUGGCCCAGUCUUCCUGUUCCCUCAGAGUUUUAACGUGGAUGGACCCAGCUUCAAGCUUUUCACUGUUUUACCCUUGUAGAGAUCAAACUUGAAAAGAAUCCCUCGGGAAAAAUGUGAAUGCACCACUUAUUUUUUUGGUUCAAUACCGUAUUAAAAUAAAAUUAUUUAAAAAAAAAAAAGAGAGAAAAUGUGGAUUGUUACAAAAUAACGAUUAUGAAAUGCUCUAGUUUCUCAAGCAAACAGUCUUAAGAAGUGCACUGAUUUGCUGGUUUUUCUCAACCAGCUGUGACAGACCAGCAUCACAUGAGGCAGGCGGAGAGGGAGCAUUUGCUGCUCUCUGCUGACCCUGUGUGGGAAUAACACUUGAAUCCACAUCCAGACAGUUCAGGAUGAAAACAUCUAGUUUAUCCUGCUGCUCUGCAAGAAUACAACUAUUUUCUCCCAGAGGACACCACACUGUCAUCUGGUGUUUUUAUAGAGAAAAGUUUGCUUCCAUUCCAACACACUUGGUCAUGGUUCAGAUAUCUGAAUUGGAGAUAACGAGGGCUUUUUUUUUUUUUUUCUUCACAUUCCAUCUGUUGGGCUGGGCUUUACUGCGGUAAUAUUGUGUUGUGCAAAUAUGUAAUAAUGUGGUGUCAUCAAGGAGACUGAAUACCCAAGUGCAAAGAAGUCAUUUUCCCUGUUUCAUCAGACAUAACCUACACAGCUGAGAUUUAAGCGCUGCAGACACUUGUGAACAUUUGCAAAUGUAACCCAUGAGUCAGAAAUCUGUUUUGUAAUCUGUAUAUAUGGAACACGAGUGCACGUGGGUAAUUGGAAGUAAUUGCUUUGGAUACAUUCAGCACAAAUCAGUUAUUUGGUCUUUAAUCGAUAUUUCAUGACACUAAACAAUGCAGUAUCCUAAAUAUGCAGCUGUUAUAGAUAGGAGGCCUGUUGAGAAUAAA
Archocentrus centrarchus (flier cichlid) is the source of this 3689-nucleotide messenger RNA. RefSeq names its product cullin-3-like. Gene Ontology annotation, molecular function: ubiquitin protein ligase binding. Gene Ontology annotation, biological process: ubiquitin-dependent protein catabolic process. The record is from RefSeq and is a predicted model, not a curated record. The coding region runs from base 215 to 2515 and encodes 766 amino acids. The transcript is spliced from 16 exons. NCBI's taxonomy places the organism in Eukaryota, Metazoa, Chordata, Actinopteri, Cichliformes, Cichlidae. Gene Ontology annotation, cellular component: cullin-RING ubiquitin ligase complex.